This is a messenger RNA of Blepharisma stoltei, 7406 nucleotides long. The record is from the annotation of a GenBank genome assembly. NCBI's taxonomy places the organism in Eukaryota, Ciliophora, Heterotrichea, Heterotrichida, Blepharismidae.
AUGGCUGACGAAGAAACCUUAUCUUUAGAAUCUUACAUCCUCUCCAGCGACAAGGCCUCUGCCCUGAACUCCUUUUCUCCUUCUUCCACUUUUGGAGUCUUCCUUCGCCUCAACAACCUUCUUAGAGACGGUCAAUUUAAUACCCCAGAAUUUGCCUCAGUCCUAGAAGACCUCAAAAAAAUGGACUCUUCUCUCUAUAAUAAAAUUCAGAUCAGAAAAACCUUGCUCUCCUCUCCUCUAUGGGCAAACAAAACCAUCGUAAAAAUCUCUAUUUUUUUGGUAAAAAAUCAACUAUAACAUAUUUUUUUUUUAUGAAAAAUAUUUGGAGGGAAGUUAAAGGAAUUAGAAACAACUGAAGACGAAGAUAAAAGAAAUAAAAUCAUUAAUGAGCUUAAUAAUGAACACUUUAGAUAUAGAUUCGACUAUAAUGCUCCUCAGUCGUCAGAAAUUAAGCAAGAAUAUGAAUACAGUUCCAAGCUUAGUGAAAAUUUAUUCCCAAAAGAUUUUGAGGAGGCCCACAAGUUAACUAAGACCUUUGGCUUGCUAAGCCCACAAGGAAAGAUGAAACUUGAUGCAGCCAAAAUGACGAAUGAGAUUUUAACUCUCCGUUAAAAAAUUUUUAUUUUUGGAAAAAUCAGCAAAAUAUUAUUUUUCUAUAAAACAUUCGCACAUUUCGAUUGCCGAGCAAAAUAAAUAUCUUUUCUAGCUAAGAUGUAAGUUCUUCUUACUCCCCCCCUCCGUGAUCAGCAAAAGAUUUUGUUAGCUCACGGAGGGGGGUAAUUUUUUAAAAAAAAAUUGAAAAGUAAGCACAAUUUGUUUAAAAUUAAAUAGAACUAGCUCAUUAUAUUAAUUAUCACUUAUAUAUCAAAAUUUAUUUUUCAUAAAAAAAUUUUUUUUUCACGGAGGGUGGGCUUUAGGUCAAAAAAUCGAGAUUUUUUCUAAGGGGCAGGGGGAGUUAGAAAUGAAAGAAAUACAUUGUAUUAGUGGAGUCCCACAGAAAAUAGCAGAGCUGCUUAAGAGUAAUAAUUUCCAUGAGCCAGAAUGUUUUAAAAAUUUAAGCAUUGAUCAACUUUAUGAGAUUUUAAGCUUGCAUGAGCCAGUUCGUCAGAAGCCUGAAUUUAUUAAGGCACUGAUAAAUAAAAAGUAUCUUCAUUUGAUAGGCUCUGACGACUUCGAGAAUUAUGAAAUAUAUAAAAAGGUUUGGUUUGAGAUCUCUGAUUAUCCAGAAAAUUUAAAUUCCUUAAAAUCAACAAUUCUUCUGAAUUUGCUCACUCUGGGCAGGAAUUUUGGGAUUUAUGAUGAAAAAAUAUUCCAAGAAUACUUAAAAGCGCCUCGGCCAAGUAAAAUUUUCUUUAUAAUUAUCAAGGAUUUUGAACAAAAAUUAAGAAAUUUUUCAGAAUUCUUGAGGGGUGAUUGUCCUAGUGACCAAGAACUUGUAGAAGAGUAUUUAUUCGAAAUUUUAAAAAAUAAAGAAGAUACAAGCGAAUAUGCUGGAGUGUCAUAAAAAACUAAAAAGAAUAAAUUUUAAAUUUUCUAAUAAAAUUAAAAGCAUUAUCUCAUAGGUAUUGUCACUUAAAAUUAAUUUUAUGGAGAAAAAUGCUUUAAUAAACCCGAAUAUGACAGAUUUUUUGAAGAAAAAUUCCUAAGAAGGACUUUCGCUUAUAUAAAAGUGCUUAACGGAGCUUCUCCUUCGCAGUUUGAAGACGUUUUUUCACAUAAAUAUAUAGAAGAAACAGCCAAUAAUAUAUCAUUGGAGCCUUGUAGAGAAAACCCUCCAUAUUUCCAGAGAAAUCAGCCAGUUCAAUUUUCAGUCAAAGUUAAAAAUGUCCAAAAACUUCUCGUCAAAGUCUUAGAGCUAAAUACAAAGGCUUAUUAUUUAAAGCAUAACUCACAGAUUACCACUGAUAUUAAUCUAGAUGGGCUAGUAGCCAAAUACGAAAGGACUUAUGAAUACAAUGAAUCCCCACUAGUUAUCGCCAAAAGGACUCUAGACUUCCCAGAGCUUGCAGAUAAAGCUGGGCUUUUUGUUAUAGAAUUAAUCGGAAAUGGCCGCCAUUGCCGCGUUAUUAUUAAAAAAGGCUCCUUAAAAUACGUCUCCAAGCUAACAGCUGCUGGGCACUUAAUUUUAAUUUUAAACGAAAAUAACGAAAUUUGUAAAGGCCCAGGGUCAGGUGUUACCAUUGAUGGCCGCUUUUAUUCGACUGAAAAUGAUAAAGGGGUCGCAUUUCUCCCAUUCGCUAACACCCCAGCGACUAAAAAUUUGAUUUUAACUGAUGGGAUUAUUACAGAUUUAGUUGAAGGAUUUUCCCAUGCUGUUGAAAACUACCAAUUAAAAACCGCCUUUUUGGUCCAUGAAGAACAAUUACUAAUGGGAAACCGAGCCACUAUUUCUAUAAAGCCACGAUUAUACGUAAAUGGCACCAAAGCUAACGAUUCUUUAAUAAAAGACUGCAAAGCAGCUAUAACUACAACUGACGUUGAAGGGAUCACAGCCAGCAGAAUUUACCCUAAUCUUUUUAUUCCAGCUGGAAAUUCAUUAAUAAAUCUUGAUAUAGAAAUCCCUCCAAGGCUAAGAAGCAUGAAUAUUUCAUUUACUGGUGAAGUCGAAAGUGUGACUAAAAAAGACCAAAAAAAUUCUUUAAAUUCUACAUAUACAAUUUCUGUCAAUGAAAAUCUUGGGAAUACAAUUAUAUAUGGAGCUUAUCUGAAAUAUGGAAACCAAGGGUACCAAGUAGAGCUGAGAGGCAGAGGUGGCGAACCAUUGCCAAGACAGCAGAUUCAGGUAACUUUAUAUCAUGAAGACUGGAAAAAAGAAAAUAAAGAAACCCUUAUGACUGAUGAAAAUGGAAAUAUUUAUUUAGGAUCCCUAAAAAAUAUUACCAACGUCAGAAUAUCGACUAAUGUCCAUCAGCAGGCCCAAAACUUUGAAUGGAGCCUUGGGACCUUUAAAAGCAGAAUUCAGUACCCAUCAGUCCUUAAUCUGUGUGAAGGCGACGAGUUUGGAAUCCCCGUCAAUUUUGAAACCCCAGAAAUCAAUUUUAGAGAGGUAAAUCUGCUUUCUAUUAAAAAUGGAAAUUUUAUUGACAGUUUUAAUAAAAAGCUGAAAUAUGACCAUGAGACGUCUAUUUUGCUGCUUAAAGAUUUAGAAAAAGGAGAAUACAGCUUGAAAAUCGGCAGCCAAAAUAUUACGAUUUUUGUCAGAGAUGGGGUGCAUUGGGGUGAUAACCAAUUUAUUUUAUCAGAAAAUGUGGUGGUCCCUACAUCAGGGCAAUAUAGGUCAUUAUCUAUAAAAUCAGCUGAAACUGAGGAAAAUAAGCUAAAAGUUGACCUUGCAGGGGACUAUGAUAAUGCAGUAAUUCAUGCGCUUUAUUUCAAUUAUUUGAAUAAUAAAGUCCUGGAAGAGUUUUCUCAGCUUUAUUCUUUAUAUGUAGAGCCUGACCAAACUGCGUUUAUUUUUGCUAAACAAAAAUCGCAUUAUUUGCCAAGCAGAAAACUUGAUGAGGAAUACCAAUAUACGCUGGAAAGGAAAUAUUUGGCCAAACACCCUGGAAACACCCUUGCGAAGCCACAGUUGUUGCUGAAAAGGCUGUUUAUAAAUGAUACAACGACUGAAACUCAGCAAGCCCGAGCUGGAGAUAGUAUAAGAAGAGCAGAAAUGGACAAGUGCUAUAGAUCUUCAGCAAUGGCGAGGAAUUACCAAAGCGAUUUGCUUGGUGAGCCUAUAGGAGUUUCAGGCCAAGGCCAAAUGCUUGAUUUCUUAGAAAACCCUGCAAAAUGGCUAUAUAAUUUAGAAGUAGACGAUGGAAAAGUGGAAAUUCCAGUGGAAGAUUUGAAUUAUUCACAUGUUUUGAUAUUAGCUACAAAUGGAGAAGGAUUAUCGUCAAAAUUAGUGAAUUUUGAAGCCUCUAAUAUAAAAAUAAGGCAGCUUGGCUUAGCGAAAUCGCUGGAUAAGGAAAUAGCGUAUUCAGAGCAAAUGAAGUCGAAAGGGAUUUUUUCAGGUGAAAAUUUCACUAUUGGAGAUAUUUCUAGCACCACUUAUGAAAUUAUUGAUUCUGUUGAUAAAUUGUAUAGGCUUCAAAAAGAGCUGAUAAAAACUAAUGGGAGCAGGGUAGCCUAUGAUCCUUGGGAUUUCUUACCCCCUAAUGAUUUUUUGGUGAAAAUAUAAUUUAUUAUUUUUAAAAAAAAAAAAUAUUUAUUUGCUAAAAAGAGUUAGGAAGAUGGCAUACGUUGCCUUAUGCCAAAAAACUUGAACUCUAUGACAAAUAUAUGUCCCAUGAGCUGAAUUUAUUUAUCUAUAAAAAAGAUCCUACCUUCUUUUCUGAAGUAAUUUAUCCAUUUUUAUCCUCAAAAAUGGAAAAAGAUAUUGUGGAUUUAUACCUUCUGUCUCAGCCUCUAGAUGAAUAUGCUAGUUUAAAUAAUUUUUUGAAGCUUAACACCCUUGAAAAAAUUCUGCUCAUAGAAAGAACUGCAGAAACCAACCCAGAUUUCUCAAGAGAAGCUGCUAAAACCUUGAAAGACGAAACAGACGCAAAGGCAAGAAAUUAUCAAUUGAGAAAUAGAAGAAUUGAAACUGUGCUGAGAUUUAAUUUAAUUAGUGGAGAGCCACAGCAGCCUAGAUUGGCAAUGGCACCACCUCCAAUGGCAAUGGCGGCUUCACCCCCAGCAAUGUUUGGAGGAAUGGAAUGCUCAAUGAGCAUUGGAAACUUCAUGCAAGCGAGCUGUGAAAGCAAAAGUAUGGUUAGGUCAGCACCGAAAAUGAAGAUGGCUAGGGGGAGAAUGGAAAAGAGUGCUGUAAAAAUGGAAGAAUCAGAGGAUCCAUUUUCUUUAAUGGAUGAAGAUCAAAGUGAUGAAUAUGUUGAAAGUACAAGAAAUGCCAUGCCGACUUAUUAUCAAAAAAUGGAUUCAACUAAGGAAUUUGCUGAAACCUUUUAUUACGAUAUAAAAAAUCUUACCCAAAACAGCAGCUUAGUGCCAAAUAAACGCUUUUGGUCAGAGCUCGCAAAUGCAGUUGCAAAUAAGCAUUCUUAUAUAUUAUCAGAAGAUAUUUUAGAAACCACAGACACUCUUACAGAGCUUGUCUGCUCUUUAGCAUUUUCGGAUCUACCUUUUACAGCUGAAAAGCACGCUUAUUCCUUAGAAGGAAGGUCAAUUACCUAUACAGCAGGAAGCAAUUUCUUAGUUUUCUUUAAAGAACUCGCUGAAACUUCUUCAGAAAUAAAUACCCAGGUCCUUGUAGCCCAGCGAUAUUUUGAUCCAAAUGACCGUUAUAUACAAGACCAAGAAGGCACCAAAGAUAAAACCAUUACCCAGUUCAUAAAACAGAAAAUUUAUGCUUGCCAAGUUGUGAUUACUAAUACAGCAGGCUCUCAAAUAAAUGUUAGCGUUUUAACUGAAGUUCCACAAGGCAGUAUCCCUGUAAGUCCUCCUAAAUAUACGUCAAAUCAAAUUAUGACACUACCUAAUUUCCAUACCCAGACCUUCGAAUAUCAGUUUUACUUUCCUAAUUCUGGGGUAUUCACCCAUUAUCCAGCUAAUAUUACUUAUAAUGAAAAAGUCAUUGCAAAGGCUGAUUCUAAAGAUUUAGAAGUAAAUGAUGUUAUUAGGGUGGGAUAAAUUUUUUUAUUUUUUUAUUUUUUUUUAAAAAAUUAAAAAAAUUUUAUUAUUUUUUUUUUCAGGGUGGAUAAAUUUGAAACUUUUAAAGAUUUGGUGCUCAGUGGAAGAAAAGACUUGGUUUUGGAAUUUUUGACUAAUGAAAAUUUAUUUAGCAAGGCAAAAGAGUUCGAUGUUUACAAUUUUUGCUGGAUGUUAAAGGAUAAGAUAUUCUGGGAAAAAGUCAUAAAAAUUUUAAAGGCAAGAAAUUAUUACUUUGAUGUAGUCUGGAGCUUUGGGAUUUUCCAUAAAAAUUUAGAAAUUCUGAAAGACAUUAUAGCGACUAAGCCUGAAUUUGUCAAUAAAAUUGGGAAUUUCUUCAAAUCAGAACUAAUCACAACUGGAAAAGGAGACCACCGACAUUUAGAAUUCGACCCAUUAGUAAAUGCAAGAGCUCAUAGGCUUGGAAAUCAGCCAAGAAUUACUAAUAACAGGUUCAAAAAAGUUUAUAAAGAAUUUUUAGAAUAUUUACUCCCCCCCCCCCCUUCCGUGAGCGAACAAAAAAAUUUUGUUCGCUCACGGAGGGGGGUUUAUUUUUUUUUUUUUAAAAAAAAUUUAUAUAUAAAUUUUAUAAAAAAUAUUUUUUUCGAAAUUUAAAAAAAAUCCUAAUUUGCAAAAAUUGGGAAGCAAAUAUUAAUUUAAUUUGCAAAAUUUAUGUUUUAAAACGCAAUUUGUUUAAAAUUAAACAGAAUUAGCUCUAGAUUUCAUUAUACUAAUUAUCACUUAUAUAUCAAAAUUUUUUUUCCAUUAAAAUUUUUUCUAUUAAAAAAAAUUUUUGUUCACUCACGGAGGGUGGGGUUUUUGGUCAAAAAAUGGCGAUUUUUCUAAUGGUUUUGUUCGCUCACGGAGGGGGGGGGGGGGAGUUAGCAGAAAAAGAAAGCCUUGAUGUAGAAGACCAGCUGGGGCUUGCCCAAUACUAUAUUCUUCAAGACCGCUACCAAGAAGCUACUGAUAUUUAUAAAUCCAUCCCACUUAAGGCAUCCCAAGAUAAAUCAGGAGCUUCUUAUCUCCAAAUCCAAUACGAUUACCUAUCCUGCUACCUUGACAUUAAUUUAGCUGGCCCUGUCUCUGCUUUAUACGAAAAUUACCCAGUUAAUACUUGGAAAAAAUUAUUUAAUGAGGUCAUUAAAUUAGUCAGAGAAAUCAGUGCCCAAGAAGUUCUUGUUAAGGCUGAAGCCAAAGAAAACGAGCCAAGCUUGAUGUUUACUGUUGAAGGCGGAGAAAUUAAGCUAAAUUACCAAUUUGUAAAGCACUGCAAGGUCAGGCUUUACAAGAUUGACUUAGAAGUCCUUUUCUCUAAAAAUCCAUUUUUAAUCGAAAAUACCCAAGAUUUCGGAUUUGUCAAGCCAAAUAUAGAAAUUGAGGUAGACCUGCCUGAAAAUGGGGAAGGUAUAGUAAAAAUCCCUGAAGAGUUUGAAGGGCAAAAUAUCGUGAUUGAAGUCGAUUAUGGAACUUAUACGGUCUCUAAGUCCCAUUUCGCUACAAGCUUAAAGAUUAAUUUGAUUGAAAGAUAUGGAGUUAUUAAAGUUAUGAACAGCAAUUUAAUGCCAAGACCAGCAGCUUAUGUAAAAGCAUUCGUUAAAAGAAGCAAUGGAAACGUAGAGUUUUAUAAGGACGGGUACACUGAUGUCAGAGGAAAAUUCGAUUACGUGUCCUUAAAUACAGACACUUUGUCUACCAUUCAGAAAUUCGCUUUACUUGUGGUCGAUGAUGAAUUUGGGUCACUCGUUCAUGAAGCUAAUCCACCUCCCCAAUAA